Molecule: messenger RNA, 1852 nt
Organism: Exaiptasia diaphana
Lineage: Eukaryota; Metazoa; Cnidaria; Anthozoa; Actiniaria; Aiptasiidae
Product: D(1B) dopamine receptor-like
Exons: 1
Coding region: 156-1109 (317 amino acids)
Biological process (GO): adenylate cyclase-activating adrenergic receptor signaling pathway
Cellular component (GO): membrane
Molecular function (GO): G protein-coupled receptor activity
Source: RefSeq, a predicted model, not a curated record
AGAAGAGGUUCUCAUUUGGAUGGUUUGGCAAAUACCAUACUACUUAACCUGAAAUAGUAACAUUCUAAUUGGAAAUCCUGGYCWGWAGUGAGGAUUUUUUUGCRGACUUGCUACUGAAGUCUGUGAUCAACAAACUAUACAAAUACAAGAGAAGAAUGGCUGCAAAUCUAACUAUGAACCCUACAAUGCGCCCUCAAGUUCCUUCGCCUCCUUGUAACCCAACUCUUGACUUAGUGUUCUGGGUUCUGGAUGGAGCGAUUGGUGUCGUUAUUCUGACCGGGAAUGUAUUUACAUGUCUUGUUUUCCUUUCCAAGCGAAGUCUUCGUCAAAAUUUCAUGAAUGUGUUUCUACUAAGCUUAGCCUGCGCGGACACGUUAAUGGCGCUCUUUGUAGUGCCGUGGUUUGGUGCUUUUUGUGAAGGAACAGCCUGCACGUACACUCUUUCUCAGUAUUGCAAAUGGUUUGGCAUGUUAAGAGAUAUCCCCUUUGAGGGAGUGGUCUUGAAUCUAGUAGCCAUCACUUACGAUAGGCACCUUGCUGUGUUUAGACCGCUGGUUUAUGCUGCCAAGAUGACAAGACGCAGGGUAGUGUUCAUUCUCURAAUYGUAUGGGUUCUGCCAGUAGCUACAGGUCUUAUUCGCAUGACAUGGACAUUCAGUGACAAAAURUCGUCCCAAAAAAAGGCCAYCAUGGACCGCUCGUUUAACAUUUUUUUGAUCUUUGUGUUCGUACUGAUACCAAUUUUUGCCGUUUUUAUAGUAAAUAUUAUGAUKAUGACCGCCAUACAGAAGCACAAUAAUCGAGUAGCACCAGRGGAAGCAAGUAGGAGCCAUAGUGAAACCUCUGAAUCAGAGAGAAGGGAAAGAAUAAGAAAACGAAAGGGAACCAUGUCGUGCGUCCUCGUUGUAGUUGUCUUCUUUAUUUGUUGGCURCCAAGAAUUGUUUACAACCUCUUCUUCCUUGCUAGGGUACCACAGUUGGCGUCUCUUACUUAUGUCAAGAUUUCUUUGUUUUUUCUUCUUUUCCAAAGCUCAGUGAAUCCAUUCAUUUAUUCGUUCUARCGAGCAGAGUUCAGGCAAGCCGCUUAUGAACUAUUGAGGUUACGAUAAAACGCCGAACACUUCGUUGAUUUUACGAGUGUACAAKUCCUUGGAAUCAAAGACGAAACGAUGAGGUCUCUCAAUUAAACUUUCGACACCGAUGUUUUCUAAACAUACUCUCUUUAGGGGGUCAACAAAUAUCCGAAAUGCGGCUAYCAUGAAGGAGGAUUGGGAUUAUAAAGCAAAACAACACUUUGCUAAAMACAGAUAUAAUAAUCAACAAAAGAACUAUAACUGAUUGUCAAGUAUCUUCACAGAAAACUCAAGCUGUACUUUAUAAUAACAUGAAAAUAUAUCCUCGAAACUCCUGCAGUASGUGGAUCUUGCAUCAAGUCGAGAUAUUCUAUAGAGAUGGUUUUUAAAUAAUUAAUGCAAAACUUACAAGUGAUAUCUGCAGWAGAGGAGCCUUGACAGUGAUAACGCUUCAAGUGAACAAGAUUUGUUAUUUCUAGGACUUAUUUUCUCACUAAAAAAGAACUGUCAAUGCAUAUCACGAACGAUAAAGUCUGACAAGUGCACACUGAACACUUUGAGGAAAAUCUCAAAAUUAUUUAAAGAACUCUUAAAUUSUUUAUUGAAUAAGGCAAGUAUAAUGCAUGCAUGAAGUAAUGAAAUUUUUACAAAAUUUACAUCCCUACAAUCCAUAAUUCUCGGCCAAGGUAACUAAUAAAAUAACGAAUAAAAUAAUAAAAUAAUCUCAAAACUACUGAAAAAAAUCAUGUAUUGUUUUUAAAUAAGCAAAUCUUAAUAAA